AGUGUUUUGAAGAACAUUUAUUUUUUUCUUGUGGCAUAUUUCUGUCGAUAUUUUGCGUUAUUCAUGUUUCUCGAAAAUACUUGCUUCAUGUGGUAAUUUGCCAACUGCCAGCCCACUGGGUUCUACUCUAGCAGUACUUAAGAUGAACAACGUCUAGUGGGCACAAUAGCAUUUCCACAUGAGAAAUUCCUGCUAAAGAAAGGAGGCUGGUUAAAGGCUAGAGCAUUAAUGGAGGCUUCAACAGAAGAACCAGGUCCAGAUUCAGAUUUAGCAGCUAAUAAACAAGGACAUGACAAAUCUACUGAGGGUGUUGCUGAUCAAAAGCUUUGUGUCACAAGUUCUGCUUCAACAGAAGCUGUGAAUCCCUCACCAAUUCACACUGCCCCAGCACCAGACACAAUGCCAGCUGGUGAGUCAGCUGCCCCAACCUCUGACCCAAGUCCAACCAAUCAUAAAGACCAGGAGGGGGACUCAAAGGCAGCACCCUCUGCUGAGUUGGCUAACUGCAGCCUGGACGAUGAGCCGAUCGUCUACAGCAACUAUGAGAGCGAGCUGCAGAUGCCAGAGAUCAUGAGGCUCAUCCAGAAGGACCUGUCAGAGCCCUACUCCAUCUACACAUACCGCUACUUCAUCAACAACUGGCCCAACCUCUGCUUCCUGGCGCGUCACGCGGGCCGUAUUGUAGGCGCCAUCGUCUGCAAGCUCGACUCGCAUGACUCGCACACCAAGCGGGCGGUGACCAGUCGCGGCUACAUCGCCAUGCUGGCCGUCGACCAGCAGUUCAGGAAGAGACGCAUUGGCUCCUGUCUGGUACUGAACGCCAUCCGGGCCAUGGCCGCCGAUGCCGCAGAUGAGGUGGUGCUGGAGACGGAGGUGACCAACAAGGGCGCGCUGCGACUGUACGAGAACCUGGGCUUUGUGCGCGACAAGCGUCUGUUUCGCUACUACCUGAACGGUGUGGACGCGCUGCGGCUCAAACUGUGGCUGUGGCCGCCCUAGCCGGGCCGCGCCGGCCCUCCUGCCGCCAGGAGCGGCCGCUGAAGGGAUGUCGAGUGGUUGGGAGGGGUUGGGUGGUAGCCAUCACUGCACAUAGACUCAGGACUUUGAGAAGCAGUGCUGAAUGGUGACAUACGGCUAACAAUGAAAUACUUCGGCAUUGCUGUGAAGAAGGUGUUGAGAAACAUCGUUCAUUGGCUCGCCUGGGACCGAACCGCACGCUGCGGAGCGGGCUAGUGUAAUGAAUUGACAAUACUAAAGUCACAUAAUGUCUGCCUAUCUGACUGCCGACCAGUGAGGACAUAUCGUCGAUGUGGCGGCAUUGCUGGACUGAACUGUGAAGUCACCGCCACUCGUUGAUGGUUUCGGAUUCUGCCACUCGCUGCGCCUGCCAUGUUAAACAUUAUUUGUUGAGUGGUCAUGCCAAACCAUACUAAUAGUCACUGAGUCAUGGUUGCAUCGUGGUUAAUGUCAGGAGAGUUUUGGCCGGGUAGAUGACUACUGAUGGUCCUCAGUAUUCACGGGAUGUCGGUUACGGUAGCGCCAUAUUUGGCAGCAUCAAGAGCUUCAAGUCAAAUUAUGUGUGCGUGGUAGUGAAUCGUGGUUCAGUCUAUUCUGGUGUGAAUUUAGCAUGGCUACUGUUUGAUGCGCAUGUCUGAUGUCUGAGUUUGUGGGUUGAUAGACUGGGCGGGCAUGCAAUUGUACGACAGAGAUAAGUUAUACCGUUCACACCUCAUCAAGUUGUCAUAACUGCGAAUAAAAGAACAGGAGCGUGUUACCCCGCA
Amphibalanus amphitrite is the source of this 1781-nucleotide messenger RNA. RefSeq names its product N-alpha-acetyltransferase 30-like. The record is from RefSeq and is a predicted model, not a curated record. The coding region runs from base 229 to 999 and encodes 256 amino acids. Gene Ontology annotation, cellular component: NatC complex. The transcript is spliced from 5 exons. Lineage: Eukaryota; Metazoa; Arthropoda; Thecostraca; Balanomorpha; Balanidae. Gene Ontology annotation, biological process: N-terminal peptidyl-methionine acetylation. Gene Ontology annotation, molecular function: protein-N-terminal amino-acid acetyltransferase activity.